Acyrthosiphon pisum (pea aphid) is the source of this 923-nucleotide messenger RNA. RefSeq names its product cilia- and flagella-associated protein 20-like. The record is from RefSeq and is a predicted model, not a curated record. The transcript is spliced from 3 exons. NCBI's taxonomy places the organism in Eukaryota, Metazoa, Arthropoda, Insecta, Hemiptera, Aphididae. Bases 124 to 768 code for a protein of 214 amino acids.
UUAGUCGGCAGUCCCCGUUCAAGUGCCAUACAAGAUUGAGGGCCAAUAAUUGCAUAAUAAACAAAAAUUGUAUCUGUUUUGAAUACCUACCGAUUGUAACCAUCCAACUUUCCACCAGGAAGAAUGUUUCAGACGAAAUUCCAAGAGCCGUUAAUCAGCGUGUACUAUAGCAUCGGCAGCCGUCCGCUGGAUAAUUGGUCCGUUCAUCAGUUCAAAGAAGGAGAAAUGCAACAUGUCCAAGACGAUCUGCUAAAGUCUAAUGUGCUCCAGUUACAGUCACCAAACGUGAACGCCUGUUGUAUAACAUGUCCUAUGAACCCCAAAGGUUCACUCGGUGUUCGGCUGCCGUUCGUCACGUUGUUGGUGAAAAACCUCGAACGAUUUUUUACUUUCGAAAUCACGAUUAUGGACAACGAAAACAUUCGUCGGCGUGUGCGCGUGAGCAAUUAUCAUACGAUCAAAAAGCUGAGCACGUUCAUGGUCACGAUGCCGUUUUGCAUGAAUGAGGGUUGGAACCAACUGAACUUGAAUUUGGCUGCGAUCACAAGUGACUCCUUCAAGACGACCUACGUGGAGACGGUCCGCGUCCAGGUGCACGCCAACUGCCGGUUGAGGAGAAUAUACUUUAGUGACCAGCUGUACAAGGACGAUCAGCUGCCGAACUCGUACAGGUUGCACGGGUCCAAGGACGUGCGAGAGAAACCGAAGAGCAUGCUGAGAAAAAAUGCGGUGGUCAUCGACAAAUAUUCGGCGGGCGACAAAUUGUAGAGAACAGGCCAUAGAGUACGGAUACGAAUGAAAGGCAGACUGAUUGGAACACUUUUUUUUCUGUGUAAUAUCUGCAAUGAUGGAUGCAUUCAUUUCGUCGAUAUAACAAUAUCGACUGCAACAGCAGUGUUGCAAGCCCAAAAGUGUAAUUUUAA